AUGGCCAGCAGCACACAGCCCCCCUACCUGAACCCAGUCGCCCCCUUCUCUGCGACAAUCCAAGGGGGUCUCCAGGAGGGACUUCAGAUCACUGUCCGUGGAACUGUUUUAGCCUCCAGUGGAACCAGGUUUGCUGUGAACUUUCAGACUGGCCGCAGUGACGAUGACAUUGCCUUCCACUUCAACCCUCAAUUUGAAGAAGGCGGCUAUUUGGUCUGCAACACGAAGGAGAAAGGACGCUGGGGGCAGGAGGAGAAGACGCACCUGCCCUUUCAGAGGAGGAGCCCUUUUGAGCUCAGCUUCCUGGUGCUGAGCUCAUGUUUCCAGGUGAUGUUGAACGGGAGCCCCUUUGUGCGGUACCCACACCGUGUGCCCUUCCACCGCGUGGACACCCUCUCUGUCACCGGCACUGUGCAGCUGUCCUCCAUCAGCUUCCAGACUCCAGGGAUCAGGCCGGCCAAUCCUGCUCCCAUUUCCAGGUGUGUGUGUCACUCCCACACUGAAGUUCCUGGUCUCUUUUCAACAGAAUCCCACACCCCUCCUAUGGGCCAUCCCAACCCAGCCUACACAACUCUGAUGCCUUUCUUCACCAGCAUCCCGGGUGGCCUGUACCCCUCCAAGAGCAUUGUCGUGUCAGGCACCGUCCUGCACAGCGCUCAGUCGUUCCACAUCAACCUGCGCUCUGGGAGUGACGUCGCCUUCCACCUGAAACCCCUUUUCAAAGAGAAAACCGUGGUCCUCAACACACAGAUCGAUGGCUCUUGGGGACAUGUGGAGAAAACUCUAUCUGGAAAAAUGCCCUUCAUCCGAGGCCGGAGCUUCUCGGUGUGGAUCACAUGUGAAGCCCGUUGCCUCAGGGUAGACGUGGAUGGUAAGCACCUGUGUGAUUACAACCACCGCCUGAGGAACCUGCACGCCAUCAACGUCCUCGAAGUGGCUGGUGACAUCAAGCUGACUCGUUUGCAGACAUAG
Molecule: messenger RNA, 972 nt
Organism: Equus quagga
Lineage: Eukaryota; Metazoa; Chordata; Mammalia; Perissodactyla; Equidae
Product: galectin-9-like
Exons: 9
Coding region: 1-972 (323 amino acids)
Biological process (GO): positive regulation of gene expression; negative regulation of CD4-positive, alpha-beta T cell proliferation; negative regulation of type II interferon production
Cellular component (GO): cytosol; nucleus
Molecular function (GO): carbohydrate binding; galactoside binding
Source: RefSeq, a predicted model, not a curated record